Molecule: messenger RNA, 858 nt
Organism: Colletotrichum tamarilloi
Lineage: Eukaryota; Fungi; Ascomycota; Sordariomycetes; Glomerellales; Glomerellaceae
Product: SCO1/SenC
Exons: 3
Coding region: 1-858 (285 amino acids)
Biological process (GO): intracellular copper ion homeostasis; mitochondrial respiratory chain complex IV assembly
Cellular component (GO): mitochondrial inner membrane
Molecular function (GO): copper ion binding; copper chaperone activity
Source: RefSeq, a predicted model, not a curated record
AUGUCGCAAGUCACUACGAGGCUUCUGUGGAAGUCUCUUUCCUCCACAAUUUCGACACAAUGCCGACGAUGCAUCUCCCAAUCGACGUUUCCUAAGCAGACCCGGCCGACUACCGCUGCGCCGAGCAUGCUUCAGACGAGACCUUCCCCGGCGCAAAGGAGGACGAAGACGUUCAAGACCGUAGAGGAGGCAAAGAGCAGAUACAGAGCAGGGCCCUUUUCAUGGAAGGCAGGCCUGCUGUUCGUCGGAACCGGUGUUGGUCUGACAUGGUACUUUGAGGCCGAGAAGCAGCGCAUGGAGCGCAAGCGCAUUGCGGAGGCGACUAAGGGCAUGGGACGGCCCAAGGUGGGAGGACAGUUCGAGUUGACCGACCAGAACGGCAACAAGUUCACCAGCGAGGAUAUGAAGGGUCGCUACGCACUGGUCUACUUCGGCUUCACGCACUGCCCCGACAUCUGCCCCGACGAACUCGACAAGAUGGCCCAGAUGUACGACCUCGUCGAGAAGCAGCGCCCCGGCUCCGUCCUGCCCCUCUUCAUCACCUGCGACCCGGAGCGCGACACUCCCAAGGUGGUCAAGGAGUACCUGUCCGAGUUCCACCCGAAAUUCAUCGGCCUGACGGGCACCUACGACGAGAUCAAGGCCAUGUGCAAGCUGUACCGCGUCUAUUUCAGCACGCCGCAGCACGUCAAGCCGGGCCAGGACUACUUGGUGGACCACAGCAUAUACUUUUACCUGAUGGACCCCGAGGGCGACUUUGUCGAGGCGCUUGGGCGGCAGCACUCGCCGUCGCAGGCGGCCAAGAUUAUUCUGGACCAUAUGAAUGAUUGGCAGGGAGGGUGGAAGAAGGAGGAGUAG